AGCGAUAACGUGCAUGUGGCAUAUGCGGCUAAAUACCAUAUGAUGGCAUCAGUAACAAACCAACAUUGUUCGUAUUCAGACGGCACAUUUUUACUCGGAUUGCUAAAUUAAACGAGUUUUUAAUUUUAAAACAGAUAAUGAGUGACGUAUAUAUUGUUUCAGCUGCCCGAACACCAAUCGGAAAUUUCAAUGGAACCCUAUCUAAAGUGCCAGCUUCGGAUCUUGGUGCAAUCGUUGUUAAAGAGGUGCUGAAUCGUGCCAAUACAAAUGCAGCUGAUGUUAAUGAAGUCAUACUUGGUCAAACCCUAACUGCAGCCGCUGGCCAAAAUCCUGCACGUCAAGCUUCAAUUAAAGCUGGCAUCCCACAAGAUGUGCCCGCAUUUGGCUGCAAUAUGCUUUGUGGCUCUGGUUUGAAAUCAGUAUACCUUGGCUUUCAAUCGAUUAAAUCAGGCGAAUCAAACGUUGUGGUUUGCGGUGGCCAAGAAAGUAUGACAUUGGCACCACAUGCCGUUCAAUUACGUGCUGGCGUUAAAUUGGGCUCAACAAAUCUUACCGAUACAAUGUUGAAUGAUGGCCUCACCGAUGCAUUUAGUGACAUUCACAUGGGAAUCACUGCCGAAAAUUGUAAUAAAAAGUUUGAAAAUACUCGUGAAGAACAAGACUCGUAUGCAGCACGUUCACAACAAUUGGCGGAAGCUGCACAGAAAAAUGGCUAUUUUGAUGCUGAAAUUGUACCUGUUCCAAUUCCAAGCCGAACUGGUGUUACAUUAUUCGAUAAAGAUGAAUUUCCGAAACAUGGAACAACAGCCGAAACACUAGCAAAACUAAGACCUUGUUUCGAUAAGAAUGGUUCGGUCACUGCUGGAAACGCAUCCGGACUGAAUGAUUCAGCAGCGGCUGUACUUUUGAUGUCACACGCCGAGGCACAAAAACGUGGUGCCACACCUUUGGCCCGCAUCGUCGCAUUUGGUCAAGCCGGAGUUGAUCCCAACUUUAUGGGAAUGGGCGCGAGCAGCGCUGUUCAGAUUGUGCUAAAAAAAGCCGGAUGGAAUAAAGAUGAAGUGGAUCUUUAUGAACUGAAUGAAGCCUUUGCCGCUGUGUCUUUGUCUGUCAACAAGGAAUUGAAUAUUGACGAGUCAAAAAUAAACAUUAACGGUGGUGCAAUCGCACUUGGUCAUCCAAUAGGUGCAUCUGGUUGUCGUGUACUAGUCACCUUAAUCUAUGCACUGAAAAGAACUGGCGGUCGCAAAGGUGUCGCCUCAUUAUGUGUUGGCGGCGGAAUGGGAAUAGCAAUUGCCAUUGAACUGUUAUGAAAAUGUUCAAUGGUUUCGAAGAAAUUGUAUUUUUUUUUUAUGAACAAACUUGACGUUGUGCUUGGCAAAAAUAAUCAAAAUGGCUUUACAUGUGACAAUAAAACUUUCACACAUUUGUUAAAUUUUAUAUUUGUUUCCGAAGAAAA
Molecule: messenger RNA, 1459 nt
Organism: Contarinia nasturtii (swede midge)
Lineage: Eukaryota; Metazoa; Arthropoda; Insecta; Diptera; Cecidomyiidae
Gene: Acat2
Product: acetyl-CoA acetyltransferase, cytosolic
Exons: 7
Coding region: 138-1313 (391 amino acids)
Biological process (GO): fatty acid beta-oxidation
Molecular function (GO): acetyl-CoA C-acetyltransferase activity
Source: RefSeq, a predicted model, not a curated record